Messenger RNA from Ictalurus punctatus (channel catfish), 4574 nucleotides. RefSeq lists its product as uncharacterized. Gene Ontology annotation, molecular function: collagen V binding; heparin binding; protein binding. Gene Ontology annotation, biological process: positive regulation of cell-substrate adhesion; extracellular matrix organization. The transcript has 10 exons. The record is from RefSeq and is a predicted model, not a curated record. Bases 100 to 2151 code for a protein of 683 amino acids. Gene Ontology annotation, cellular component: extracellular matrix. NCBI's taxonomy places the organism in Eukaryota, Metazoa, Chordata, Actinopteri, Siluriformes, Ictaluridae.
AUAAGAGGCUCACACGCACACACACACACACACACACAAACACAUACUGCUCAGCACUUACAUAAACCUCACAUACAUACGUACAUACAUACACACAUCAUGUACUUGUGUUUAUUCUACACGUGUGUGUGUCUGUCUGUGUGUGCGAGUGUCACAUACGGCCUACGAGCGAGCCGGACGGAUGAGAGACAGAAGAGCCGCGCUGUGGCAGCAACAGCUGGAUUUAACACACCUGUACAUCCAGUGCCUAGUGCUCGGUGCCUGGUGAACGGGAUCUUCCUCUUUGAGGGAGCUGUUUGGUCUCCAGAUGCAUGCAACAUGUGCCAGUGUAGAAGCGGUGCAGUUCAGUGUUAUGGAGUGCCCUGCCUGAAAAUAGCUCUACCCUCCUCGAGGCUUCAGGACGGCCACCAGAAACGUGGAGUGAAGCUGGAGAAAACGAGUGGACCGGAGAAAGUCCGUCCACAGACCGGACAGAGGAAAGCAUCGAAAGGAAAGGUCACCGUGGAGGUCAAGCCGAAGACAGCGCGGAGACCGGUUAAAACCGUAAACCAGCCUCUACCUGCACAGAAGAAGCAUGCACCUCCACCUCCACCUCCACCGAAGACCAAACAGCAAGCACCUGAGGUACUUGGGGAUUUGCCCGUAGCCACUCCCCUUGACACCUUCCCAGAUGUAUUCGACUACGAUGACCACGAUGACGAUGACUAUCUGGAAGAUGCUAGCGACGCCGACGAGGAUGACGAGGAUGCCCCAGUCUUACACAACCGUCGCACCAAAACUUCCUCACUCAGCAGAACUGCUGCGUCUCUCGCCCGGAAGCCGACGAUACCUCUAUUCCAAAAGCCCCUCCCUCCUCCCCCGAGGCAACCCAAACUUUUAUCACCUAGUGGAGGUGUUAGAGCUGGAGGAGGUGUGGUUAGAGGCAGAGGGGGCGGAGCCGACGUCGUACCUCGUCCUGUUAUCCAUCCCUACACUUUUAUGGCGUCCCUCCCAGCGGGAUGUCUCCUGUCUGACGCUCUGAUCGCGUGCGGAAGCACCGGAUUAACCAGCAUGCCUCUCAUCAAAGACGCCGGCAUCCGAACACUUUACCUGGCAGAUAAUAAGAUCAGUAAGAUCCCGGUGCGAGCGCUGCAUGGCCUGCCCAAUCUGCAGUGGCUCGAUCUGAGCAAGAACAAACUGGAUGACACUUCACUGGGGCUGGACGUGUUCCGGAAUCUGACCAAACUGCGUCGUCUGAAUCUGGACGGGAACAAUCUGACCAAAAUCCCCCCGCUGCCGCCAUCACUGCUGGAGCUGAAGAUCAACGACAACAAACUGAGCGGACUCACACCUCACAGCUUUAAGGGUCUGUCCCAGCUGCUGACUCUGGAGCUGGAGGACAAUCAUUUCCAUGAUGGGAACGUGUCCCCGCUGGCGUUCAGGCCCCUCAAGAAUCUCAUUUACCUCCGACUGGAUGAUAACGACUUCAGAGCCAUUCCCUCCGGCCUGCCUGCAUCACUGAAGGAGCUGCAUCUGUCAGAUAACCGGAUCGAAGUGGUUCAUGCUGGACUCCUGAAUAAGACAGUAAACCUGCGAAUCUUAAAUCUGAGCCAUAAUAAAAUCCGAGAGGACCGAAUCGCCCCGAGAGCGUGGAUUCACCUGCGUAAGUUGGAGACGUUGGAUCUGUCCCAUAAUAAACUGGUUCACGUCCCGUCCUUCCUGCCGGUCGGUCUCGUCCAGCUCGCGCUACACCACAAUCAGAUCGAGAGAAUCCCGGGAUACGUUUUCGCUCACAUGCAGCCCGGCCUCGUCUCAAUCCACCUCUCAUACAACCGCCUGAGGGAGGACGGCAUCAACGAAGUGUCCUUCCUCGGUCUUCGACACUCCCUUAACGAGCUGCUGCUGGACCACAACCAACUUCGAGAGAUUCCUCGCGGGAUAGUCCAACUCCGCGCCCUCCACGUCCUCCGCCUCAACCACAAUUACAUCAGCUCGGUACCCAUGAACGCUCUGUGUGACAUCACCGCCCGUGACGACUCCCCCCUGCUCUCCAUUCACCUGCAGAAUAACCUGAUUGAUCGGCGUUUAAUCCCGCCCACUGCACUCACCUGUAUUAAAGAGUACAGCAGCGUCAUCCUGCAUCCUCAGAGACACGAACAGAUCUACGAGUGAGCACACACUCACCCUCAGCUCUUAUCCCAAAUACAUUCACGUAUCGAACCGAGCGACAGGUGACAACAGGACCUAGGAGGCGGGGUCAUUCCAUCGCCGUGACAACAGAAGUUAUUUACAUGACGAUAUUAAUGCAGUAAUGAUCUCUAUUUUUAAAGUGUGUUUCAUUACCAGUCCAAAAUCUCCGAGCGCAUCAUCGUAGCCGUAUUCCGAUUUUCAUUUAAACGUGUUAAACGUGUUAAUCUGAUUAUAAACAAAAAAAUCUUCUUUUUAAAAAAAACAAUAAAACAGACUUUCACAGACCAGUUGAACAAAUCUUUUUUUAAAGGAAUUACUUUUAGAAACAUGUGUAAUUAAGAAUUACUCAAAAAAUGUUAAGUCAAAGCUAGCGAGACGUGCGUGACGUGCGAGACGUGAGUGACGUGCGUGACGUGCGUGACGUGCGUGAGAUCAACCGCGAACUGAAGCUACAGAGACUCGGCGUCUGUUCGCUGAAUUUUAAGUUCAAGAAAAGCAUUUUUAAAAAAUUAUUUAGUGGUGUUAUUUACAUAUUUAUUGUUAUUAGAUGUUAAAUAAAACUGCUUUAAAAGUCACGGGCUAACUCUCUCAGAGGAAAAUAUUUCUUGUAAUCGUGUACUCGCGUAUAUUUAACACUGUAGUUUGGGUCAGUGAAUAAUACGACCUACAGUCCAUAUGUGAAUUUAAUCCAGUUUUGCUUUUCAGUGCCUCGCUUUUCUAAUGACCUUAAAGCCCUAACCUUCCCUGAACCUUUCCCUCCCCUGAACCUUUCCCUCCCCUGAACCUUUCCCUCCCCUGAACCUUUCUCUUCCCUGAACCUUUCCCUACCCUGAACCUUUCCCUACCCUGAACCUUUCCCUCCCAUGAACCUUUCCCUCCCCUGAACCUUUCCCUCCCAUGAACCUUUCCCUCCCCUGAACCUUUCUCUUCCCUGAACCUUUCCCUCCCCUGAACCUUUCCCUACCCUGAACCUUUCCCUCCCCUGAACCUUUCUCUUCCCUGAACCUUUCUCUUCCCUGAACCUUUCUCUUCCCUGAACCUUUCCCUCCCCUGAACCUUUCCCUCCCCUGAACCUUUCCCUACCCUGAACCUUUCCCUACCCUGAACCUUUCCCUUCCCUGAACCUUUCCCUCCCCUGAACCUUUCCCUCCCCUGAACCUUUCCCUACCCUGAACCUUUCCCUUCCCUGAACCUUUCCCUACCCUGAACCUUUCCCUACCCUGAACCUUUCCUUUCCCUGAACCUUUCCCUCCCAUGAACCUUUCCCUCCCCUGAACCUUUCUCUUCCCUGAACCUUUCCCUACCCUGAACCUUUCCCUACCCUGAACCUUUCCCUCCCCUGAACCUUUCCCUACCCUGAACCUUUCCCUCCCCUGAACCUUUCCUUUCCCUGAACCUUUCCCUUCCCUGAACCUUUCCCUACCCUGAACCUUUCCCUCCCAUGAACCUUUCCCUCCCCUGAACCUUUCCCUCCCAUGAACCUUUCCCUCCCCUGAACCUUUCCCUACCCUGAACCUUUCCCUCCCCUGAACCUUUCUCUUCCCUGAACCUUUCCCUCCCCUGAACCUUUCCCUCCCCUGAACCUUUCUCUUCCCUGAACCUUUCCCUCCCCUGAACCUUUCCCUACCCUGAACCUUUCCCUCCCCUGAACCUUUCUCUUCCCUGAACCUUUCUCUUCCCUGAACCUUUCUCUUCCCUGAACCUUUCCCUCCCCUGAACCUUUCCCUUCCCUGAACCUUUCCCUACCCUGAACCUUUCCCUACCCUGAACCUUUCCUUUCCCUGAACCUUUCCCUCCCAUGAACCUUUCCCUACCCUGAACCUUUCCCUACCCUGAACCUUUCCCUCCCAUGAACCUUUCCUUUCCCUGAACCUUUCCCUCCCCUGAACCUUUCCCUACCCUGAACCUUUCCCUACCCUGAACCUUUCCCUCCCAUGAACCUUUCCUUUCCCUGAACCUUUCCCUACCCUGAACCUUUCCUUUCCCUGAACCUUUCUCUUCCCUGCUGCAUUUAUCUCCUGUUUCACAGCAAAUGCUUUCAUUCGUUUAUUCUAACCUGUGGUUUAUAACCAUGUUUAAAGAUUCUUACAUGAUAACACACUGUAUAUUACAGAUAUUAUUCAGAUGUUUGCUGUGAUAGACUGUGUGUAUGUAUGUGUGUGUAUGUAUGUGUGUAUGUAUGUGUGUGUGUGUGUGUGUGUGUUUAUGCGUAUAACGUGUGCGUUCAGUAUUACCUUCUUUCGUUGUGUGCUAAGGUUUAAGAGUUAAGUUAGUUUAUCUGCAUUCUGCUUUAACGUGGCUUGGCUACGUGUGUGUGUGUGUGUUUGUUUGUGUGUGUGUUUAUGUUUGUGUACUAUGGUCUGUUGUUACGAUGUACUAAAUAAAGUUUCAGACAUUGCAGAAUG